AUGUUUCACUUAGUAAUACUGAAUUUUAUUGUUGUUACUGGCACAGUAGGGCUUGAUCCAAAAUGCUCAAGUGAAUGGGACACAACCAACUCGUUCCUCAAAAUCGCUUUGGACUGGAGCAGUAACGUCGCACAAAGUGACAGCGACAAGACAAAUAUGGAAUCAGACAAUAAUAAGAUUCUCCAAGCGUCAUCUAGUCCUACGUGUUCUGCUCAUAUGGAUGAGAAAUCAUCACUAGUCACCAUGACUUUAGAUUGGGAAAGUCCAGAUAAUGCUAUGAUUGACGAAGAUACAUUGUCAGUAAAUUUCGAUUCGCAAAUUAAGGAAAUUGAAAACCGUUUAAAUCAUGUUGAGCAGGGUUGGUUGGUAAUUGGCAAAAGACGUUUUUGGUUUGGUGCACAUGAAAUGACUUGGCAAGCGGCAUAUUAUGAAUGUAUGUAUAAAGGUGGAAGACUCCUCUCGAAGGGAAUGCGUGAUCACGAGGAAAAGGGCGAAAUUAUAUCCAUAGUUCAACUUAAGAAUGCAGUUUAUUGGAUUGGGCUGAAUGAUAUUAAAAACGAAGGCACAUGGAUAUGGUCAGAUGGGACGUACGCUAGUUCCGACGAAAUACCCAGACGCAGUAAACGGAAGAAAAUACGAGAAGAUUGUGCAACUUUAUUUUGGCAGCGUGAAAACAAAAAGAAACUGCGGGGUGCAGUUGAAGAUCAAAUAUGCUCAAAUAAAUUUCGAGUCAUAUGCGAAAAAGAUUCAUUAUAA
Messenger RNA from Styela clava, 756 nucleotides. Its product is annotated as rheacalcin-2-like. The record is from RefSeq and is a predicted model, not a curated record. Lineage: Eukaryota; Metazoa; Chordata; Ascidiacea; Stolidobranchia; Styelidae.